Molecule: messenger RNA, 648 nt
Organism: Trichosurus vulpecula (common brushtail)
Lineage: Eukaryota; Metazoa; Chordata; Mammalia; Diprotodontia; Phalangeridae
Gene: TOLLIP
Product: toll interacting protein
Biological process (GO): ubiquitin-dependent protein catabolic process
Cellular component (GO): cytoplasm
Molecular function (GO): ubiquitin binding; ubiquitin conjugating enzyme binding
Source: RefSeq, a predicted model, not a curated record
GGAGCUGGGGGCGGGGCCGGGCUGGCGGUCAGUCAGCUGACUAGCCCGAGGCGGCAGCGGGGAGGAGGAAGAGGAGGAGGCGCCGGCGUUUGGGCUCUGGGGCCCGGGCAGGGAGCGGGUGACGCGGCCAUGGCGACCACUGUCAGCACCCAACGGGGCCCGGUUUACAUCGGUGAGCUGCCCCAAGACUUUCUGCGCAUCACCCCCACACAGCAGCAGCAGCAGAUCCAGCUGGAUGCCCAGGCAGCGCAGCAGCUGCAGUACGGUGGAGCCCUGAACACCGUGGGCCGACUCAGCAUCACCGUGGUGCAGGCAAAGUUGGCGAAGAACUAUGGCGUGACCCGAAUGGAUCCUUACUGUCGCAUCCGGCUGGGCUACGCCGUCUAUGAAACAGCCACUGCCCACAAUGGCGCCAAGAACCCUCGAUGGAAUAAAGUGAUUCAGUGCACGGUGCCCCCUGGCGUCGACUCUUUUUACCUGGAGAUCUUUGAUGAGCGAGCCUUCUCCAUGGACGACCGCAUCGCUUGGACUCACAUUACAAUUCCCGAAUCUCUCAAGCAAGGGAAGGUGGAGGAUGAAUGGUACAGCUUAAGUGGAAGACAGGGCGAUGACAAAGAAGGAAUGAUUAACUUGGUCAUGUCCUACACG